This is a messenger RNA of Hemiscyllium ocellatum (epaulette shark), 6307 nucleotides long. RefSeq names its product mucin-5AC. The transcript is spliced from 9 exons. The record is from RefSeq and is a predicted model, not a curated record. Lineage: Eukaryota; Metazoa; Chordata; Chondrichthyes; Orectolobiformes; Hemiscylliidae. The coding region runs from base 647 to 4837 and encodes 1396 amino acids.
CACCUCACCCCCCUCCCCUUCCAGCCCCAGUGUGUACAACUCACCCCCCUCCUCCUCCAGCCCCAGUGUGUACACCUCACCCCACUCCCCCUCCAGCCCCAGUGUGUUCACUUCAUCCCCCUCCCCCUCCAGCCCCAGUGUAUACACCUCACCCCCCUCCCCCUCCAGCCCCAGUGUAUACACCUCAUCCCCCUCCCAUUCCAGCCUUGGUCCGAUACCCCCUAGCCUUGGUCCAAGCGCUCCCUCCGGUCUCGGUCUGAGCGUCCCCGCACCCUCUGGUCUCAGUCCAACACCCUCUGACCUCAGUCUGGGAACGAUCUCCCGCUCUGGCCUCAGGUGGAGUGCUCCCUCCCCCUCCAGCCUUGGUCCAAGCACUCGCUCCCCCUUCGGCCCAGGUUGGAGCUCCCCCUCCAUUCCAUAUCGGAGCACCCCAACUCAGUCCAUCCUUAUUUCAAGCUCCCCCUCUCCAUCCAGCCCUGCUCCACGCUCCCUUUCUACGACUUCAUCCCUCACCUUCAGGUCAAACCUUACCUCAACCCUACUACUCAGCCCUCACCUUCCGUUCUCUUCACUACCACCUGACAAUAUCUUUGAAAAUUUAUCAGGUCCGUCUUCAACAUCUCCACAAGAAGACCAAGAAAAUGUAAUGAGUCAAAGUAGACCGAGACUGAGCAGCCAGCCUGUCGUGGAUUCAUCAGAAGGAGUCUGGGGUUUAUCCUCUGGCUCUUUCACAGAGUCCAACUCAGGCCUGUGGCCACUGACCAGCACAGGGACUGUGGGCCCCACAAAGAUCAACAUGAGCCAAGAAGGUGUGGAUACUACAAGCGAUGCAAAUACCAAUCUGGUCAUUACUUCAGGGGGAGAACCAAAUGUCUUGCCUAAAAUUUCAGAAGAACUUUUAACAAGCAUUUCACCAAGAACUGUUCAAAAAUCAACAAACCAAUCAGCAAGUAGGAGGACAGAACCUCCUGGAAUGGAAUCUGAAAUGUCCUUGGUCCCAGUUAAUGUUCCGGGUGAUGAGGUUUUCCAUCACCAAGGGAGGAGCAGGCAGCAAGACCAUUCGUCCGAACGUGGACUUGCUCUUUCGGCAGGCUAUGAGGUUGACCUAGUGACACAAUCUGAGUUACAGGAUGAAGUGGAGAUUCCAGUUACUUCGACUCCAGCCCAUGAGUUUUCAACCCCACUGAGUGUUCUGCAGGGUGUGGUAGAGAUGUCCCGGGGGAGUGGUUCUGUGAGUAGGGUGGAAAGAUCCAGUACAGCAAGUGACACGGCACAGAGUGAGAGCCAGAGCCAAAACUCCGUUCCGAGUCUCCCUGCCAGCCCUGGAGAGCCUGUCACACCUCAGCCAGACCAGGACAGGAAACAGGAAAGUGAAUCAGAUCAACACUUGCUUUCCUUCUCUCAGCCCACUGACCUUCCUACAUCAGAAUUGCUCUCCACUCAAAAUAUAAACACACAAUCUCUUGUAAAUAACCUCAAAAUAGAUUCGGUGGCAGGGUCAGCGAAUCCGUUAGAAAACACUCAUUCAACAUUGGAUUUUAAAGGCUUUUCACCAGAUUUUGAUGGAUCUUUUACCCAAACCUUUGGCCCAGUAGUGAUUAAACCGACAUCCCGUGCCUGGAACAUGUUUGAAAUUCCUGAAUUGAUGACCCAUUCUUCAAAUCUUCCAGGACAGGAAGUUGCUAAUGAUGCUGAAACAGAUACAGCAGCAGUGAACUCUGAGUCAGGGCCCACUGCACGUCUCCCUGAAAUAGUUUCGGCAGUUAGCUCUCUGAGUGGUGCUGACACAACACAGAGAGCUCGCCCAUUGUCGGCAGUAACGGGUGACAAUGACCUUAUGUCCACUAACAAAUUCCCCAGAUCCUUUUCAUUCACUUCAGGUAUAAGUCUCACAGCCAUUUCUGAUGUUGCAAGUGGAGGUGAAAUAGUGUCAAGUGAAGUUACAGGGGGUGGUGGUGAUGUUACAGGCUGGGAGUCUGAGACUCUGACUGUUAGAGACACCACCCUUAAGGAUAAUGGGAAUGUGACACAAUUCACCUUCACCAAAGACAGGAUGACUAAGGAAUCAGCCAAUCACAGCCAAAGGUUAGAGGUUACUCAGAGGGCUGAAGGCAGUACAGGAUUCUGGGUAAUUUCUGGCAUAUCAAUGGCCAAAAAGGACAGUGGCAGAGGGAAUACUCUCCGUGACAGUGCUACUGAAAUGAUGGCUCACACAAAGCCUUCUGAAAAACCCCUUUGGUUUGAGAGAAGAACCAUUUUACCACCAAAUGUUGGAGGAGAAAAUACAGGAAGAUCUUCGACUGGACAUAAUGUUGUAUCUAGAGACAAAGUCCCAUUGUUCAACCUAAGAACACCUGCACCAGAGUCCAUCACAUCACAGACAGUAGCAAAUGUAAGCUCACUAUUUAUUGGAGAUGAUCACAGUGCAUCUCCAUCUCGGGAGAUCUUUCCAACCUUGUCACUCUCAGAGUUGCCAGAGCAACCUUCAACAAGCUUCGAGGAACCUCUACCCCUGACCAGUGUCAGAGAAACCAUUGCGUCAACUUCAAGUAAUACCACAGUGUCCAGGGGAAAUACAAUAUCAUUCCCAUAUAGCAAAUUGGAGCCCCAAAUGUCUGAUGGUGAGAGGCUGAGAGAGACCUCAGCCACAGCAAUGAACCAAACGUUCCAGGAGGGAACUGUACUGAACAAACCAGUGGUUACCUCAGGAACACCAACUUUGAUCCAAGGAUCCUGGAGUGAAAUGCAGCUUGAUUCCCGAGCCAUGGCAUCCCCUGCACUCCCAGGACUGACCUCCUCUGUUGUUACAGUGACAGACAUUCCACAGCUUCUGCCAUUUGUAUCCACCUUUGAGACAGCAUCUCGACUAUCAUCUGACCAGACUGGCACAGGGCAUUCGCAAAUGCUCAGCAGCCCCUCGGAAACCUCUGGUGUCUCAGAUCUCAGGGAAACAACCUGGCAAAACAUUGUGAAUUUGAAGGUUACACCUCCUUCACCUCCAGCUUUUUCUUCUGCUGCUGAAGAGGAAGAAACUAUUGCAACUGGUGUGGGAUCUCCCUCGUCUUGGGCCCUGCAGGUGAACCAGUCAGGAUCGCAACCUGUUGAUGGUUCUCUCGGGCCCAGUGUCACACGCGUUGACACGAAGGACCUUCAACGUGAUGCUGCUCAAACAGUCAAGCCUUGGGCAAAUGAAUGGUGGCAAAAAGAAAUAUUGUCAACAUUUGCUACUGUGCACACUGUCAUAACUGAGCACUUUUGGACUUGGAAUUGGUCUGAUUUAGAGACGUCAUCAAUCAGUCAUGGGGUAGCACCAACCUCAGGGUCUUCAGCGCCCCCUGAAGGAACCACACCACAUCCAGCAGUUACAAUGAUACCCAGGUCUGUGACCACUUUCAAAGAUCCCACUGCUGUAACACCUGGCAGUGACAAUAGCUGGACAUCAGGGAUGGGUGGCCCCUCUCUAUUUUCACCCACUCUCGGAACCGGAACAUCAACGUCACCAGUGCCAACGUCUUGGCCACUGCACCUGCCCACCGACACAACGCCACCAGAGAGAGCUGUACAAACUGCAACGCAGCAAUAUGUCCCGGCCACACUCGAGCUGUCGAAUUCAGUCCUGUCGUUUACUCCAAUGGAGAGACACAAAAGCAUUUUCAUUGUGGAAAAUGAGCUGCCGAUGAUCAAAGAGGGUGCCACUUUGAAGAUACCAACAAAACUCAUUCUGGCCAUGAACUUCACCCUCCAGUUGGGAGACCCAACAUCUGAUGAAUACCAGAAUCUGGCCAAGGAUUUCACACACAAAGUCUCUCCGUUUUAUAAGAAAGUUCCUGGAUUUCAGCAGUUGCUGAUUAAACACUUCAGGGCAGGAAGCGUAUUGAUUGAGUUUGACGUUGUCUUCAUUGCAAAGGAUAUCCAAGGUUAUCUACUGGACCCAAGUUUGAUCAUCAAUAUUACUGGACUGAAUGAUGUGAUUGCUAAUGGGUUUGAGAUUGGUGGAGCUCAGGUAUUGAGAGUAUAUGUUUCAGAGGGUUUCAAUGCUUUAUGUGGUCAGGUGUUUUCCUGCCAAACUGGGUUCCAGUGCAUUCAUACUGACAGAAGGAAUGUGACCUGCACCUCCCUUUGCCACACUGAUUACUGCAAAAACAGUGGCAUCUGCACUCACACCCGGGGCCGGGAGCCCAUGUGCCAGUGCCCUGUUGGCAUUGAUUACUGGUUCAUGGGUCCCAGAUGUGACCACAGGAUGACUCGGCAGAGCUUGAUUGGAAUAGUGUUUGGUGUCAUACUCAGUGUCCUGUUGGUCGUGACAGCUGUUGCAGUCGUUGUCCUGAGGAGGUUCAAGAUCUUGUUGAUUGAAGCUAAAAUCGAUCAGACAAAGAGCAGUUACAAGCGCUUCAGUCAGUUUGAUGAUUUCUCCAGUCAAUACCACUCUCAGUCUUGGCUCAACUACUCAGUCAGUUCUUUGAACAAUCCUGGCUUCAGUAACUCUGAUGAACUGAUCCACCUGCAGAUGUUGGACAGUAGUUACCAUUCUUGUCAUGAGGAGUCUCUGACUGAUAUCUACAGUAGCCGGAGGACAACUCCACAUGGUCACUCAACCUUCAGGCACAGUUUACAAAACAACUUGGACAUCAGUAUCAACAGCAUCAAUGAGCUUGCUGGGGACUCUGGGAAAGACAGUGAUUUAUCCAUUUACAGCUGGCCUACAGAUCCUCUCCAGUGGUCACCCUUUCCAAUCUUGUACCAGCUGAGCAGGGACAGGCCUUUUACAGCUCAGAGACCUCGUUCAUACUGUGAAGGGAUGGAACUAGUAAGCUUGGAAAAAAACUGGACAGCAUGAAAACAUGAGAAAGUCAUCCUUUUCCUGAAGGUCAGGAAUGUUUUCCUCUAUUUGGAUUGAGAGCAGUACAUGAAUCACCAGAGUAUCUUUUUUCCAUGUUAUUGUACUGCCCCAUGCAAAAACAAUCAGCCUUCCACUUGGUUUUGGAGUUUUAACGUCACUCUGGAGAGUGUAGGCUUCCUGUGGAACUGGGUUAUAACAACAGAUUACAACAACAUGCCAUCUGCUAAUUGCACUCUGACCUCAGACCUGUGCUGAACAACAAGCCCUUUUGCUUUGCAAUAUACAGGCGACAAGGCAGUGUGUUGAGGGGUGCAAGCUGAAAGAACAUGCAGAGCUUUGAACUUACGACUGAAAUACUACAAAAGGAGACAACCAUUGUACUGAAAUAACAGAACUGAAGGGAUUUAAAUGCUGAGCAGCCAAAAAAAGUCAUGAUUUAUUAAUAUUUGAAGUAACUUCAUAAUUCAACACAACCAAAUUAUACAUUUUACAAUCACAUUCUAUUUGUAAACAGUUAAAAAGCCACUGACUUGUUUGCAUCUUCCAACAGACAGUUAUAAUGAAGGCAAUGAAAUGGUGGCAUUGUCUGCAGUGUUAAAAUUGUGUCCUGGUUUCUCUGCUCUCUGUACAAGCACAAAUGAAUACAUUUAGUGGCAAAAAACAAAACAAAAAAGUGUAAAGAAAUUUGUUUUCUGUAGGACUCUUAUAUGCAAACUUUUACAUUAAAAACGCCCUCUUACAGAUGAACGGUAUGAUUCUGUAAACCACCAGAGCUGGUUACAGUAUGCAUAGUUACAGAUCUCAGCCAGUUUCUCUUUUUAAGUACAACAGUCAUUGGACAGUCACAAUAGCAAAAUACAUUUAGCCACUCAAUAAUGGGAAUAUAAAGGAGGGAAAAAAUAAAAUAUAUAUACUACGACAUAUCACGUUCACUCACUAUAAAAAGACAGCAAUUUCAAAGCAAUGACUGGAAACUCCAGCUUGAAGCAGUUUAACUUGGCAAAAAAAAAAGUAACUUUUACAGAGCAGUUUAAUUCAGUGCUAAAGUUGGGGAUUUCCUACACAAAUCUACCAGGAGUUUCUACUGUGUCAGAGGCGGGGAGGGGGGAACUAUUUCCUGAGAACCAUGCUCUCUCUCGUUUCAGGAUAUAGAGGAAUAGAAAAAAAAAGAACAUGGUCAAAACACUGUUCAAUAUUCCCAGAGAUAGAACAUCUUCAUCCGCAAUUUUUUUUAAUUUUUAAAUUUUUUAAAUUUUUUUUCAUUUUUAUGAAUGAUGGAAGAGUAAACAUUUCCCCUCGAAAGUCUGUAAACAAGAGGGCACGACCAGGGCACCUCCAAAAAAAAAAUGAAAGCUCUAUUGAAAGUGCUGUACCCUCCUGGCUUGCAGGGUGGGGUUGCAAGUCACAGCUGCUGCCCACAGUGUCACACUGUAGAUUAAAUUCUUUAGGUUUUCAUUUUAUCAUAUU